AUGACGUUAUACCCAGCUCACUCAGACGCACAAGUUGCGAAUGCUGCGAACGCGUAUCUAAAAUCUGACCCCAUCCCAUCCUUCCUUCUACCUUGUUAUGAGAAUAUGAAGGCUCUUAAGCUGACACCGGAUGAUAUCAGGGCUGUCGUUACAGAUAUCAACCGAAAUGUUGCGGCUACAUUGAAACUAUGUGGCCCAGCUAUCCUCACCCAAGCCAACUUUGCUGAACGUGCGACAUCCAUCCUAGCUACAAUCAUUACAAAGACACAUCCCUGUCAACAAGACAUUGGUGACGAGGAUGACCAUGAGGGCCUUGAAGAAGAAGAAUCGUCCGAGUACGAUUGGCUCGUGAUCGAUACUGCUAUGGAUGUUGUGAUCGGACUGUCCUUAGCACUCGGGGAGCAAUUCACGGAGGUGUGGAAGGUCUUCCUGAAGCCAGUCCAGAAGUACGCAUCUUCGCAGACAAACUUUGAACGUUCUACAGCCAUUGGAGUUAUUGCAGAGUGUACCGCAAACAUGGGGCCAGGUGUCACACCAUAUACCAGCGUACUCCUCAAGCUGCUAUUACACAGAUUAAGUGAUGAGGACUCGGAGACGAAGUCGAACGCCGCUUACGCCAUCGGUCUACUUGUUUUCCACUCAACCAACUCAGCCGAAUAUCUUCCAAGCUUCAACACCAUCCUGCAGAAGCUUGAGCCCAUGCUUCAUACACAGACAGCUAGGACUCUAGACAAUGCCUCGGGAUGUCUCUGCCGAAUGAUCAUGGCUCACCCAGACAAGGUUCCAAUUGAUGAUAUCAUGCCUACCAUCGUGGGACAGCUUCCUUUGAAGGAAGACUACGAGGAGAAUAAGCCUAUUUUCGAGUGUAUCACUGGCUUAUACAUGCACGAGAACCAGACAAUCAUCGGCUUGACACCAAAGCUAGUCGAAGUUUUCGCAGCUGUACUCGACGAGCCGGCCGAGCAGCUCGACUUACCUACACGCGCCAAGAUCAUAUCUAUUGUGAAAUUCAUCCACGGCAAAAAUGCAAGCCUGGUCUCCGGCAGCCCAGUUUUGAUGAAUUCCAUCAAGACUGCUGAUCAAUGA
Molecule: messenger RNA, 1086 nt
Organism: Lachnellula hyalina
Lineage: Eukaryota; Fungi; Ascomycota; Leotiomycetes; Helotiales; Lachnaceae
Product: putative importin subunit beta-4
Exons: 2
Coding region: 1-1086 (361 amino acids)
Biological process (GO): protein import into nucleus
Cellular component (GO): cytoplasm; nucleus
Molecular function (GO): nuclear import signal receptor activity
Source: RefSeq, a predicted model, not a curated record